AUGGUCACACGUUCCAGCUCCACGACUACGGACCGUUUGCGCAUGGAUAGAGAGCACCCGAGAUACUCUCCGGUGUUCUUUGCUCAAAAGCGCUUCUCCGUUAUUUUGGCAAUCGCACGCAUAGUUUUGUGGAUGCCUAUGAUGACGCAAAUUGUAGUGAGUCACAUAGUUCAUGUUCGGAGCACUUCGAUGGAGACACUGAGUUUCUUCCUAACGUUUCUGUCGGCGGCAGUUACGCCCAUGUUUGUGCUCUCCGAGCACUGGAUCCAUCUCCCUUGCGGCUGUUUCAUCAACUGUCGCUCUGGUGCGGCCAAUGAAGCAUCUGUAAACAAACGGAGGUUUGAUUUCAACAUGUCCUUCCAGAACGGCUAUGGCUUUUAUAAGAUUUCCCACUCGAAGUCACCGUCGAUAGAGAAACCUUCCUACAGCAAUUUCUUCCACUGCAAUCUGACUGAAAGUAGAGUCGCAGUGCUGGACAGCGGUCAGAUAAAAACUCUGGCGAACAACGAGUUCAGAACCACCGCCAACGAGGACAGCUCCCUGCGCAGAGAAGUGUUGUUGGACACGACACUCAGCCAUGAGGAAGAGCUGGCGAUCCAAAGCCAUAACCCCGACCACGAAGGCCUGUGCCUGGGCUCUCCGCCCCCAUCACUUAGUGGAGAGGUUGAUGUGAAUCUUGACACUUCCUCCGUUUUCGACGGGUCUGAGAGAAGGCUAUCACACGAGGAGUGCCGUAAAAUUGAACUUACUGACUGGGAAUGGUGCAGAAGCAAGUCCGAGAGAACACCGAGACAGCGGUCCACUGGAGGCUUGUCCAUCCCGCUUUGUGCCUUCCAGGGCACGGUGUCCCUCCAGGCCCCCACAGGCAAGACCCUCUCUCUGUCCACCUAUGAGGUCAGCAGCGACGGCCUGAAGAUCUCCCCCACCACCAAGAAGGUGGAGGUGUACCGCUCCAAGUCUGUGGGCCACGAGCCCAGUGCGGACGAGCCCCACUCCAACAGCUCUGGGAGCGGCGGUGGCGAAGGGGUGGGCGGCGUCAGCCUCAUCACUGGCAUAGGGGACACCAACGUGAAGAUCCACCUGGAGGUGCUGGAGAUCUGCGACAACGAGGAGGCCAUGGACAGCGUGUCCAUCAUCUCCAACAUCAGCCAGUCGUCCACGCACGCCCGCUCGCCCUCGCUGCGCUACUCGCGCCGGGAGAACCGCUUCGUGUCGUGUGACCUGGGCGAGACGGCGUCCUACUCGCUGCUCAUCCCCGCCAUCAACCCCGACGCGGACAACAUCAACAUCCACAUCCCGGACACGGUGGAGGCCCACAGGCAGAACAGCAUGCGGCAGUCGCAGGAGAGCGGCGGCUACCGCGAGGAGAUCCAGCUCCUGAAUGAAGUCUACAGGAAGGCCAACAGCCAGAGGAACUGAGAAGCUGAUGAUAUGAUGGGCCUAGAGAAGGAAAGCCAGUCAAGGACAAUGGGAGGAGUGAUGCCCUGAAGGGUCUUUGAGGGCAGUAGAGAGGGUGGGGGAAUGAAGAUGAGAUUCAUCAUUGUGUUUUAUCAUGGGAUACAGACAAGUACAGUAGGACAUACAAGAUUUAUAUAGCGUUAUAAAGCAUUUGGAGAAUUGCCAAUUUGCCAUCAAGGGACAAUUAAAGCUAGUUAGGAUAUAGGUGAAUGUGCCUUUGAACUUGAUGUGUGUUGAUCAGUGUCAUUGGAAAAUUAGUCGAUUCACAGCCAUAGGGCCAUGGAUGCAUACAAAAUGAUUUCUGACAUUUCUAUAUGCUAAGAGUCUGCAUACUGUAGUUUUCAUGGGAAGGAGUAUGGAGGUUGACAUGAUCAUUUUUGAUCUAUAAAUGGAACUAAAUGAGAGAUGGAAAUUAUGAGUCAUUAAAACAUCAGGGGAGCCUCUGAAAAAAGGGGAAAUUAUCAUAUGGUGUCUGAGGAGCGCAAGGAAAGGGAACAUUGGUUUGUAUGCAUUUACAGGCCCACACUAUGGCAGUUCGAACAUCAAGGUGCAAUGCAGGCAUCAACAGAACACAAGGAGAUUCUACUGAUUGGCACAAUCACUCGGCAUGGCUCUGAUUCCAAAAGGCUAAUUAAUUCUCAAAAAGAUGUUUCUAUUGUAGUUAAUUUGUGAUUGUCUCUUGUCACUUCUUCAUUCCUUUCAUUUAUGCACAUAUGUAUGUGCGUGUGUGUAUUAUAUACAGUAUACUAUGUGUGUGUGUGGGGGAAUGUGAGUGUGUGUGUGUGUGUGUGUGUGUUCUGUGGCAUCAUUUUGGUGUUUUAAGCAUACCGUGCAGUAUAAACUUCAUCACUUGUCUGUGUAUGCUAACUUACACUAGUUUCUUGAGGUCUUCAUAAAACACCUGGUGUGUGCUUGUGUCCAAGUCGGAAUGUGUUGUGUAUGUGCGCUGUUGUUUUUGUCAGGUAGGAAAUACACAAAUUAUCUGUGACUGCACUAUGGCCUCUGUCAGCCUCUGUAAAUGCUUGGUCCAUGGAGUUAGUCAGCGACUGGGGAGAUUCCCUCUGCCUCAUUGGCAUUCCAUAAAUACAAUUAGCCAGAGUGACAGUGUGAAUAUUUUAGCUCCUGAUGAGGGCACAGAUUAAUGUUGGCUUUAUAGCCACUUAGGGGUCCUUUUUUUCAUCUGUUUUUCACCUCACUUGCAUUUGCAAUCUGGAAUGUGAGCUAGGCAAUUCAGUUACAUUUGGUAACUGCAUACAUUUAGCUCUGUAAUGGAAUGUUUGUAGAUGGAUUGAUACAGUUUAAAAUAAUGCUAAAAUGAAUGUGUUAUUUGAGAUGAGAUGCUAUUUAGAAAAGCUUUUCUAAGCACAUAUAGGCAUGCACACAUGCACAUACAGUAUGUAGACUUGUAAAAAAAAUAAACACACACACACACACACACACACACACACACACACACACACACACACACACACACACACACACAUACACACACACAAACACAGAUUGACAUUGUACAGGCAGUUAGCAAUUACAGACAGGGUACUGAAUUCAGAUUUGGCGUGCACUACCUCCCAGUUAUUUUUUAAAAAAACAAAAUGAAUACAUAUGUACAAUCUAUUUUAAUGUUCAUAAUAUAUGUCUAUGUUUUCUGAGCAAUUUAAAGGAAAAAAAUAGAGGCAUAGAGGCAGAUUAUUACUGUAUGUCUCUAUGCAGCAAAAUAGCCAAGAGAAGUUGUGACAUGUUUAUCCUUCAUUUGAAUGUAUUCA
Molecule: messenger RNA, 3224 nt
Organism: Sardina pilchardus (European sardine)
Lineage: Eukaryota; Metazoa; Chordata; Actinopteri; Clupeiformes; Clupeidae
Product: probable G-protein coupled receptor 149
Exons: 4
Coding region: 1-1419 (472 amino acids)
Source: RefSeq, a predicted model, not a curated record